AGUUCCGAACGCAGCGCAGCUGAGAUUGACAGCUAUCACUGACGUGCGCGCGAUUUUUGUUUAGUGCGAAAUGUCAACUAAUAAAAUUAGCGAAAAAAUACAAAAUGAUACUAAACAGAACGGUUUGAGUGCAUUUACAGAUAAAAAUUUCCCCCCUUUAAAUGGUAGAUACAGAUCUAAAAGUUUAUCUAGUGAUAAGUUGAAUCAGACGAAUGCGGAUCGUGCGGCAAUUUUGGAGGAUGUGGAGGCCCACUACAUAACAGACAAAGCUGAUACUCCAGGUUGUUUAGUACAGAACAGAAAUAUGGAUACAAACACACAGCCCAAACUUAACGGUUUCAAUGAUGGCAAGGCGACGUACGGCACAGAGAGUCCGGCGAAAGGGCGUCGGGUUAUAUUCUGCGUACACGGCAACCCGUCCACUGGUUGCUGCGCGAUGAUAGAGACAACAACCGGCGAUGAUGAUGGUGAUCAGCCAAACGGCAGUAUAACAGAAGUCGAAAGACAUUGUCACAGAUCGAGAAACGAAGAAAUAGACAAACGUGCCCGAAGAAAACUCAUCAUAGCCAGUAUAUUGUGUGUUAUAUUUAUGAUAGGAGAAAUUGUAGGUGGUUAUAUAUCAAACAGUUUAGCUAUAGCGACAGACGCGGCUCAUCUACUGACAGAUUUCGCUAGCUUUAUGAUAUCACUGUUCUCAUUAUGGGUCGCCAGCAGGCCUGCAACAAGACGUAUGCCGUUCGGUUGGUACCGCGCGGAGGUGAUAGGCGCGCUGACGUCGGUGCUCCUGAUCUGGGUGGUGACGGGCGUGCUCGUGUACAUGGCGGUGCAGCGCGUCAUAUACAAACAGUUCGAGAUCGAUGCCACCGUCAUGCUCAUCACCUCCGCAGUGGGGGUCGCCGUCAAUCUCAUCAUGGGUCUGACGCUGCACCAGCACGGGCACAGCCACGGCGGCGGCGGGCACGGCCACAGCCACGGCGCCAGUAACCCCGUGCUCAACAACAAGAAGGAGCGGCGCGAUGUAGACACGGAGAGUUCCGAGUCCCACCAUCACUCGCACCAGGAGAACAUCAACGUGCGCGCCGCCUUCAUACACGUGCUGGGUGACUUCCUGCAGAGCUUCGGUGUACUCGUCGCCGCCAUCGUCAUAUACUACAAGCCUGAAUGGAACCUGGUCGACCCAAUCUGCACGUUCCUGUUCUCCAUCCUGGUACUGAUUACCACCUUUAACAUCAUCAAGGACACGCUGUUAGUUCUGAUGGAGGGCUCCCCUAGAGGCGUCGAUUUCCAGGAGGUGGCGAAUACUUUCCUGUCGUUGCCGGGAGUGCUGCGAGUACACAACCUGCGCAUGUGGGCGCUUUCAUUAGACAAAACCGCGCUGUCCGCUCACCUCGCCAUACGGUCCGGAGUGAGCCCCCAGAAAGUUCUAGAGGAGGCGACACGUUUGGUUCACGAGAAGUAUAACUUCUUCGAGAUGACGCUGCAGAUUGAAGAGUUCAGCGACGGCAUGGAGGUCUGCAGCCAGUGCAAGAUGCCACAGUCCUGAGCCCGCUCUCACGCCCACGGAUCCGGCCCGCUGAUUGUGGAGGUAACCCACUAAUUUUACAUACGUAACACUUUUUUUGGUCACUGCAAUUCAAGCAAUUUAAAUUGGUCGGCUAUUACGUUAUUUAUAUCGAUCAACGGAUAAUGCGUUUUAAAAAUCUAUGAAAAUGUAAUGAAAUUAUUAUUAUUAUUAACUACCUAAUUGGAAUCUUAUUACAAGGUAGUUGAGUUCUUUUUAAGAUGAAUUUUCUACAGCGUCAUAUGUAUUUAUUACUGUAAUAGUAAUUAUAAGAAUAUACAGUUUAUAUACCUAUUAGUAUAUAAAACGUUUAUUUUAUUCAGUAUUUCUGUCAAUGUUAUAUCAAUACUUAAUCAGUAUAAAUAUUGUUUAAAUAAGACAGUAUUCAUAAUGCGUAUUAAAUAUAUAGAUACAAUUUAUUGUCCAAAUUUAGCGUUGCACUUUUAAGGUUCUAAUUGUAAAAGCUAAAUUCAAUUAUAUUUUUAGUUACAACAGUUAUCUCUAUGAUCAGCAACUUUAGUCAGUCAUCAGAGUUCCAUACGACAUUGUUUUUAGUUACUAUAAUUGCUGAGUAUUGUGUAUUUAUUUAUACAUGCAGGAAUAUUUUAGUUAUUAACAAAAAAAUGAAGUAGACAUUCCUAUAUAUCAAAUUUUAUAUUUGUACGAAUAAUGUAUGAUAUAGUAUUUGAAUUUUUAUUAUGUUAACUGUUUGAAACCUAUUUGGUUAAAAUUUUUAUCUGAACCUGAUAAAAUAGCCAUAAAAAUGGUUUUUAUGUUUUAAAAAUAUUACUUUUACAAUAUGAAACAAAACUAUGCGAGUUAAUAUAGUGGAAAUAAAAUAAUCUUACUUAGCAUUCUUGCCUUUGAGAUUUUGCUAUGAUCAAUUUUAAAGGCGCAAUACAUACCUCUGAAAAUAAAAAGAAAUAUAUCAUAUAGAUACUGAGUGCCUUAUGAACGAUAUUAUUUGAAUAUUGCUAUUGCAAUUUAUUUAAAUAAACAUACGAAUUUAUUAUUAAUAUGUACGUACUUCGGAUGUUCUAAAAUUUAGAAUCUAAGUAAUAUUUUUAAGCAAUUUUUGUGUCAAAGUGUUAUAAUAACUCAAUAUUUUAAACGAAGCAAUAAAAUAUAAUAGUGCUUUGAUAGAAAAUGAGCAUUAAAUUAUAAACGUUAAGUAUUAUAUUUGCAAGUCUUGCAGGGUACUUAAAUCGAAACUGUUGCCAUCUCUCUUAUUCUUGAAGGGCGAUGAAUGUGUCCUUGUCGUUUACAAAAGUUAUUUAUUAUUAUAUUAAAUUCAAAGUUACAAUUUAGUAUGAAAGUAGCUCACCCUUUAUUGGAUAUUAUAUUAUUACUAUAGUUGUAUGUAGAGGUACUUUGGGAACAAAGUCAUGUUGUUGUAUGAUAGGUAUACAUUUUGAUGUAUGAUAAGUGUCCUUAUUGUAUUUAGUCUUCCAAAUAUUUGCUAAUGGUUUUAUGUGAAGACAGCAUGUGUGUAUUAUGAAUAUGAAAUAUAUUUUGAAAAUAUUG
Molecule: messenger RNA, 3085 nt
Organism: Diatraea saccharalis (sugarcane borer)
Lineage: Eukaryota; Metazoa; Arthropoda; Insecta; Lepidoptera; Crambidae
Source: the annotation of a GenBank genome assembly